Messenger RNA from Musa acuminata subsp. malaccensis (wild Malaysian banana), 1610 nucleotides. RefSeq names its product tRNA dimethylallyltransferase 2. Gene Ontology annotation, biological process: tRNA modification. NCBI's taxonomy places the organism in Eukaryota, Viridiplantae, Streptophyta, Magnoliopsida, Zingiberales, Musaceae. The record is from RefSeq and is a predicted model, not a curated record. Gene Ontology annotation, cellular component: mitochondrion. Gene Ontology annotation, molecular function: tRNA dimethylallyltransferase activity.
CGGGAAGGGGAAGCCAUGGAGGACGAGCGGGAGGCGGCCCCUUUCGAGGUUUCGAAUGAGCCCAUUUCUCAUGGCGGCGGCGGUGGUGGUGGAGGAGGAGAGAAGACGGCCGAGAAGAAGAAGAAGGUGGUGGUGGUGAUGGGAGCGACGGGGGCCGGGAAGUCGCGGGUGGCCAUCGAUCUCGCUUCCCACUUCUCCGGCGUGGAGGUCGUCAACGCCGACUCCAUGCAAGUCUACAGAGGCCUCGACGUCCUGACCAACAAAGUCCCCCUCCCCGACCGCAACGGUGUUCCGCAUCACUUGUUAGGCUCCAUCGAUCCGUCCGUCGAAUUCACUUCCAGAGAUUUCCGUGAUCUCUCAAUUCCGAUCAUAGAUGACAUACUGUCACGCGAUGGCCUCCCAGUUGUCGUCGGGGGUACGAAUUACUACAUCCAGGCUCUUGUGAGUCCAUUCCUUGUCGAUGAUGUGGUGGAAAAUCUGGCAUCUUGCUCACUGGAUGGCCCGCAAGAACUUGGUGGAGCUGACGAAGUUGCUAGCUUUGAGCAGCUUAAGGAGAUCGACCCAGUCGCAGCCAACAGGAUCCACCCGAAUGACCAUAGAAAGAUAAAACGUUAUCUCAAUUUGUACGAAAGCUCAGGUGUCCUUCCUAGUCAUCUUUUCCAAGGAGAGAAUGCUGAGAAGUGGGGACGUGCUGAUAGUUUCAGAUACAAUUGUUGUUUCGUAUGGGUGGAUGUUUCUCUUCCUGUGCUGGAUAGAUAUGUUGAACAAAGAGUUGAUUGCAUGAUCGAUGCUGGACUUUUGGAUGAAGUCCAUGAUAUUUACAGUCCAAACACAGAUUAUACCCGAGGCAUAUGUCAGGCUAUUGGUGUUCGUGAAUUUGAGAUGUUCUUUAAAAGCUACUUUUCCAUUGAAGAGUCCAAUGAGGUCCCACGGCCAGACUUGUCAGAGAUUUUGGAUAUGAAUGGUGGUGAGCUCAAAACCUUGUUGAUUGAAGCCAUAAACAAGCUAAAAGCCAACACACGUAAACUUGUUCGUCGUCAAAAACGAAGGCUUAAUCAGUUGAAGGCAUAUUUCGGAUGGGACUUGCACUGUAUUGAUGCAACAGAAGCCUUUUCUUGCAACUCAGGAGAUACAUGGCAUAAAAUAGUUAUUGAGCCUUGUGUCAAUGUUGUCAGAAAUUUUUUAUUGGAAGAAUCAAGUUCUUUAACUGGCAAGCAAGAACCAUGUCUCCAGAGUAAAAAUCUUGUUUUGAGGGACUUGUGGACCCAAUAUAUAUGCGAGGCCUGUGGCAAUCAAGUUCUCCGAGGGGCACACGAAUGGGAGCAGCACAAGCAAGGCCGUGGGCAUAGAAAGAGGAUCUUUCGGUUGAAGAAGCGCUUAGAUUCCUCCCGAGCAGGAUAGAAAAGUGUCUUAAAUUGGUUAAACACAACUAAUCUGAAGUAUCGUUACAGUAUUCGGUCAAUUGUGUAAUUGGCUGCUCCUUUGCUAUGUGAUGCUGAUUCCUUGCAAGAUCAGGAUAUAAGUUUCUGAAACAUGGUCAAUACUCUUGCUGUAAAGUCAAUUUCUUGCCACAUCUUUUGAGAUAUUUAGUCAGUACUAGUUCAUUCGCA